Molecule: messenger RNA, 13850 nt
Organism: Eriocheir sinensis (Chinese mitten crab)
Lineage: Eukaryota; Metazoa; Arthropoda; Malacostraca; Decapoda; Varunidae
Exons: 11
Coding region: 247-12111 (3954 amino acids)
Molecular function (GO): protein binding
Source: RefSeq, a predicted model, not a curated record
CUUACACCCCCUCCUCCUCCACCCUCAUUCACCCCCUCCCUCUGCUCCUACCCCGUCCUCCCUCCUCAGUCAGUCAGUAUUCCUCCAGCUAGUGGCAAGGGAGGACGUGUUUGUUGUAUUAAUUUAGCCACUCACAAACACACGAACGAACGAACUAAAAAAAAAAAAGCUGAAGGAAGCAAAAUUAAAUAGUGACUAAGAAGAGGUUGUAUCCUGAUUCAUCACCAUCAUCAUCAGCAAGGAGGAAUGAUGGAGGGGUUGGAAGCAGGACCACCCCUACCACCACAACCACCACAAUCACCACAAUCAGAUCUACACAGCCUGCUCAGCCAGGCCGCGGCGGGGAACGUGGCGGGGGUGGCGAUGGCUCUCUCCAGCGGGGCCCAUGUUGACAGUUCGAGCCCCGCCCACCUGCCUUACCCCGGCCGCUCCGCCCUCCACCACGCCGCCGCCAAAGGUCACGUGUCUGUGGUGCGGUUUUUGGCCCAUCACGGUGCUAAUGUUAACCUACACAGCGGCUUUCCUGGCGACCGAGGCGCCACCCCCGCGCACCUGGCCGCUGAGAAUGGUUACUACCUGUCCCUUCAAGUGCUAAUGGUCGCCGGUGCCAACCCUGACAGACCCGACGCCGAUGGCCGCCUCCCCAUCCACCGGGCAGCACUGAAGCGUCAGGUAUGGGUGCUCAGAGCCAUGUGGGACUUUGGCUGCAACCUCUCCUCCCCGGCCGCCGACUACUCCACAGCGCUCCACUUGGCGGCGGGCGUGGGGGCGCUCAACGUGGCCCGCUUCCUGGUGGAGGAGUGCGGCGUGCGGCCCGGCGUGACGGACGGGGCGGGCUACACGGCACUGCACCACCCCAACACCCAGCGGCACCCCAGGAUGGUGGCGUACCUGGAGGAGGUGGCAGAGGCAGCCAACAGAUGGAACCCCCAGCAAGUCCCCACGUCAGCCUACCCUCGCCUCCACAUGCGGCCCAUACCCCGGCACGCACGCAUCUACCAUGGCAGCACACCCUUCCACCACUCACCCCGCAGCCCCUACUACCACCAGUACGACAUCCCCCCUCAACGGUAUAGCCAGUUCAGGGGGCGACUGUGGCAGCGUAGGGGGCAGAGGGGAAGGUUCACUACUUCUGGUGGCAAGUCAAGUUCAUCCAUGUCAGCCUCAGCCUCCUCUGCUUCUGUCUCCACCUCCACCUCCACCUCCUCCAGUCACCCCAGCUUAGUGCCUGCUCACGAUGUUGCUCCGUCUGAGGCAGUGCAGCCACCCAAGGAUGCUGUGGUGAAUGGAGAUGAUCACUUGGAACAUCACCAGGCUGAGAGUAAGGAGGGACAGGCAUCGAGAGGAGAGGUGACGCAAAACGGACAUGGGGAUCACCACUCUGAGGCGGCACCAGCAGACGACAUGGUGAACGGCUUUGGUCACACCAAGGCGGCAGCACCAGCAGGAGAGGCCUCUGGGGGACUCUUGGAUAACCUUCAGAAUGGAUACCACCCUGAUGACAAGUUCUGUUAUCCUACGGCCACACCACCAGCGGAUGACGGCCACCAGGACCUAGUGCAUGCCAUUUGGAAAGGCGCCCACUCAGAUGCCCCUCAGAAUGGCCACCACAGAGAGACCUACCCAUCGGAUGCACAGGUCUCGCGGAAUGGCCACGAACACGUCUUCCAGCCCUCAUCAAAGACACCUGACCCGUGGGACUCCGCCUUCUCUCUCUCGCUGAAUGCACACACUGGCAGGGAGGAAGGGAUGUCAGAGGGAACAGCCCAUCAGACCUGGCACACUAAUGGUCACCUUGAGUCAUCGGGAGAAGGUAGUGAGAUGGAAAGCCAGAACCAGUAUGGGCUGACUCCUGCACGCCUUGAGGGGGUCACUAGCAAGGCAGGACACCAUGGCACAUCUGAGGAGACACAUCGGGACAUCACUUCAUCGUCAGAACAGUCAUCAGGUUCCUAUUUGUCUGAACCCAUGACACUGACUCCCUUCCCGGCAGCCUCUAAGCCAUCUGAUCCCCUCUCAGAGAACACAGAGACACAGACAUCAGAGCCCAAGGAGACCACAAUGCAGGCCUCAAAAGACAACGCCUUCAUGAGAGCUAUUGAUAUGUUUGACCCCCAGCCCAUGCCAGGAGGAGAGGAGAUUCAGGCUCAGACAGACAUGGAUGAGGGUGACUUGGGGAAGCAUGAAAGUGAGGAGAAUGAAGGUCAAUGCGGAGAUUUCAUGGAGAAGGCUGAAGAAGAGGAGGAGGAGGAGGAGGAGGAAGAGGAAGAGGAGGAUAAUACACAAGGUUUUAAAGAGAGAGGCCUUGAUGUGGUCAUGGAGGAAGGCUCACCUCACCUGAACUUAGAGAUGGAAGAGACAGAAAAGGAGGAAGAGGAGAUGGACAAGGACGAAGAUGCUGAGAGGGCCGAGGAAGAGGAAGUAGAAAAAGAAAAGAAUGACGACAGAGAUGAGAUGAUGGACAAGGAUGUGGAAGAGGAAGCGGAAAAAGUAAACAGUGAAGAUGACGACAAGGAGAGGAUCAAGGGUGAGGAAGAGGAACCUGAAAAAGAAAAGAAUGAGGAGAAAGAUGAGAAGGCGGACAAGGAUGAGGAAGAGGAAGCUGAAAAAGAAAGGAAUGAGGACGAAGAGAAUGACGAGGGUUAUGGUGAAGACGUGGCUGAAGGGAGAGUGAGGAAAGACAUUGAUCUAACAGUGGAGACGGAGAACACGGCAGACCAAGAAGCAGUGAGAGUAGGGAAUGAAAACAACCGUACUAGCAUAAAGGAAGAAAAUAGCCCCGACUUGGAAUAUGAGGAGACGGGCGGAGACAUCAUGGUGGUGACUCGGAAAGAAGAGAACAGGACGAAGAAAAGAAACAUGUCUGCAGAGAAAGAGACAAGUGGCCACAAGAGGACGGUAGAAGACAAGGAAGAGAGCAUGAAGACAGAUAAGAAGACAGGGCUCAACAUAGUCAUCACAGGGACCGAAAACCACAGUGACAGUGAUGUUCUGCUGGAGACAGGCAGCGAAACGGAUGACUGCGACAAACUGCUUCAAGAAAAGGUGGUGAUGGAUGCCCAAGAGCCACUGAAAGCUGCAGAAUCUGAAGUACCAGCCAAGGGAGACAAAGAGGAGCCUGAGAUUGUGACGAUUGAGGCAAGUGAAAGCAGUACUGAGAUGACGCGGCGCCCGGACGUGACGCAGACAAAGAGGGAAGCCGUUACCAGCCAAAACUUGAAGAAGAGAAAUAAAGAAAAGCAGAAGAGGAAGGUUACUUUUGAGGUUGAGCACAGUGAAGAGAAUCGAGUAGAAACGGAAGAGGAGCAGCCGGACAAGAGCAGCAGAGAGGCAGAACCAGUGAAGCAGGUGGAAGAGGCGGCACAGAUUGUAGACUGCAUUGUGAAUCAGCAGGAGGAGCAGGAGCAGGAGCAGGAGGUACAGGUGAGAGGCAGAAAGAAAACACAUGAGAAACGGGAAAAGGAAUCACGAGGCAAAGAUAGAAAGAAACGUCACAAGCAGGAGAGUCAGACCAAAGAGCAGGAGUCACAGAGCAGGGCCAGCAGUGAGCCACAACCGCAGGAGGAGCAGGAAGAGCCACAGCAGUUCAUGGAGGAGGAGCCACCACUGGAGCCUGUCAUGUCAAGGAGGAUGAGGCGGAUGAAGAAGAAGGAAAAGUCGAAGAAGGUGACGAAGACGGGACAGGGAGUGACCCGCGCCAAGGAGUCAGUACCUGUGGACAGUGACUUAGAUAAAGAGUCGCAUCCCAGGUCCUCAGAGACAGAAGGCCACUCAAGGAAGGGCAAGAAGAGAAGCAGGAAGGGUGCCACAUCAUUGCCACAGAGCCACUCAUCAGGGGGCCACAAAGCCACCUCUAAGGGGCAGCAGCAGCACAGCACUGGAGGCCAUGAAGCAGAGGAGACAAUGACAGUGCCAGCUAAAGCAACAAAGACCGUGCCAGCUGAGACAAAGAUGGUGUCAGUUGAAGAGACAAAAAUGGUACCAGCUGCAGAGAGGGAGAGAGUGCCAGCUGAAGAGACAGAGACGGUUGGAGGUGAGUCAGGGGCCAAUGAAGUGCAAAAGCAAGUGGAACUCUCCAAAAAGGCUCUGCCAGUUGGUGCCAGAGGGAAGUCAGUGCCAGGCAGCAGGACCAAAGAGACUGUGCCACAAAAAAAAGAGAAGGAAAUAGUGACCAUUGGCUUGGCUGAAUCAGCUCAAACCCCAGCCAAGGGAACAGUGACAGCAGAGAGUGAAAGGAUGGUGGCUGCUGAAGAGGAGAGAGUGGCGGCCAAAAAGACACGGUCAGAGCCUGCCCAAAAGGUGAAGCCUGAUGAAGGUACAGAGCACGCAGCAAAGACAGACACGACCACCAUGGAAGAGACGAAGCCUGUGCCGGAGGAAAAGACUGAGACAGAGCCAGAGGAAGAGACGAAGCCUGUGCCGGAGGAAAAGACUGAGACAGAGCCAGAGGAAGAGACGGAGGCAACAGCAGCUUUGAAAACCGAGGAAGCUGAAGAGUCAGUAGUUGCUGAAGAGACAGUGACUGCUGAAGAGUCAGUAGUUGCUGAAGAGACAGUAGCUGCUGAAGAGACAGUGGCUGCUGAAAAGACUGUGACUCCUAAAGCGACAGUGGUUGCUGAAGAGACAGUAGCUGCUGAAGAGACAGUGGCUGCUGAAAAGACUGUGACUCCUAAAGCGACAGUAGUUGCUGAAGAGACAGUAGCUGGUGAAGAGACAGUGGCUGCUGAAAAGCCUGUGACUCCUAAAGCGACAGUGGUUGCUGAAGAGACAGUUGCUGCUGAAGAGACAGUGACUGCUGAAAAGCCUGUGACUCCUAAAGCGACAGUAGUUGCUGAAGAGACAGUAGCUGCUGAAGAGACAGUGACUGCAGAAAAGACUGUGGUUGUUGAAGAGACAGUGACUGCUGAAGAGACAGUGACUGCUGAAAAGACUGUGGUUGUUGAAGAGACAGUGACUGCUGAAGAGACAGUGACUGCUGAAGAGACUGUGGUUGCUGAAGAGACAGUGACUGCUGAAGAGACUGUGGCUGCUGAAGAGACAGUGACUGCUGAAGAGAUUGUGGCUGCUGAAAAGACUGUGGUUGUUGAAGAGACAGUGACUGCUGAAGAGACAGUGACUACUGAAAAGACUGUGGUUGCUGAAGAGACAGUGACUGCUGAAGAGACUGUGGUUGCUGAAGAGACAGUGACUGCUGAAGAGACUGUGGUUGCUGAAGAGACAGUGACUGCUGAAGAGACUGUGGUUGCUGAAGAGACAGUGACUGGUGAAGAGACUGUGGCUGCUGAAGAGACAGUGACUGCUGAAGAGACAGUGACUGGUGAAGAGACAGUGACUGCUGAAGAGACUGUGGCUGCUGAAGAGACAGUGACUGCUGAAGAGACAGUGACUGCUGAAGAGACUGUGGUUGCUGAAGAGACUGUGGUUGCUGAAGAGACAGUGACUGCUGAAGAGACUGUGGCUGCUGAAAAGACUGUGGCUGCUGAAAAGACCGUGGUUGCUGAAGAGACAGUGACUGCUGAAGAGACAGUGACUGCUGAAAUGACGGUGGUUGCUGAAGAGACUGAGGCUGCUGAAGAGACAGUGGUUGCUGAAGAGACAGUGACUGCUGGAGAGAACGUGACUGCUGAAGAGACAGUGGUUGCUGAAAAGACAGUGACUGCUGAAAUGACUGAGGCUGCUGAAGAGACUGAGGCUGCUGAAGAGACAGUAGUUGCUGAAGAGACAGUGACUGCUGAAGAGACCGUGACGACUGCUGAAGAGACUGUGGCUGCUGAAAUGACAGUGGUUGCUGAAGAGACUGAGGCUGCUGAAAAGACAGUGGUUGCUGAAGAGACUGAGGCUGCUGAAAUGACAGUGGUUGCUGAAGAGACUGAGGCUGCUGAAAUGACAGUGGUUGCUGAAGAGACUGAGGGUGCUGAAAAGACAGUGGUUGCUGAAGAGACUGAGGCUGCUGAAAUGACAGUGGUUGCUGAAGAGAGAAUGACUGCUGAAGAGACAGUGACUGUUGAAGAGACAGUGACUGCUGAAGAGACUGUGGCUGCUGAAAAGACAGUGACUGCUGAAGAGACAGUGACUGCUGAAAAGACUGUGGUUGCUGAAGAGACAGUGACUGCUGAAAAGACUGUGGUUGCUGAAGAGACAGUGACUGCUGAAGAGACUGUGGCUGCUGAAAAGACAGUGGCUGCUGAAGAGACAGUGACUGCUGAAAAGACUGUGGUUGCUGAAGAGACAGUGACUGCUGAAGAGACUGUGGCUGCUGAAAAGACAGUGGCUGCUGAAGAGACAGUGACUGCUGAAAAGACUGUGGUUGCUGAAGAGACAGUGACUGCUGAAAAGACAGUGACUGCUGAAGAGACAGUGACUGCUGAAGAGACAGUGACUGCUGAAGAGACUGUGGCUGCUGAAAAGACAGUGGCUGCUGAAGAGACAGUGACUGCUGAAAAGACUGUGGUUGCUGAAGAGACAGUGACUGCUGAAGAGACAGUGACUGCUGAAAAGACUGUGGUUGCUGAAGAGACAGUGACUGCUGAAGAGACAGUGACUCCUGAAAAGACUGUGGUUGCUGAAGAGACAGUGACUGCUGAAGAGACUGUGGCUGCUGAAAAGACAGUGGCUGCUGAAGAGACAGUGACUCCUGAAAAGACUGUGGUUGCUGAAAAGACAGUGACUGCUGAAGAGACAGUGACUGCUGAAAAGACUGUGGUUGCUGAAGAGACAGUGACUGCUGAAAAGACUGUGGUUGCUGAAGAGACAGUGACUGCUGAAGAGAACAUAGCUUCUGAAGAGAGAGUUACUGCUGCAGAGACAGUGACUGCUGAAGGGACAUUGGUUGCUGAAGCAACAGUAACUACUGAAGAGACAGUGACUGCUGAAGGGACAGUGGUUGCUAAAGAGACAGAACCAGCUGAAGAGACAGUUCCUGUUGAAAACACAAUGCUUGCUGAAGAAACAAAGACAGUGGAAGCCAAAGAAAUGGUGUCAGCUGAAGAGACGGAACCACCUGAAGAGAGACAGCCAGUGCCAGCUGAAGAGCAGGCCACCGGGGCCCACGAGGCUGAAGGAAUAAAGAGAGUGGCAGCUGAAGAGGCAGAUGUGGUGCCAGCUGAGUCAGGGGCCAAGGAAGUGCCAAAGCAAGUGGAACUCACCAAAGAGGCUCAGCUAGUUGGUGCCAGAGGGAAGUCGGUGCCAGGCAGCAGGACCAAAGCGACCAAGAAGGAGACAGUGACCAUUGGCUUGGCUGAACCAACUCCCACUCCCGCCAAGGGAAGGUCAGUCGAAUCCACUGACGAAACACCAGCAAAUCCUGCAACUGAAGGGAAUCUGGCAGCUAAAGGACCACAGACAAUGCCUGCUAUAACAACAGGCCCAGCAGAAGAGACAGAAAAAGUGCCUGCUGUAAAGACUUUGCCAGCAGAGGAGACAGUACCAGCUGGAGAGACAGUCAACAAUGGGUAUGCAGUGCCCUCAGAUAUGACUAAUGAGUCCAAAUGCUCACAAAGUCCAAGGAAAUCUAAGAAGAAGAGAAAGAGCAGGAAGGGAAAGGUGAGAGAUGCAUCAAGGGAGGAGAGGCCCAGGCAGAGUGAGGGGCGGCACCAAGGCCACACAGCCCCUGCCCUCUCACCCGCCCACAGUGACUCAACAGGCAGUGAGACUGUUCAGGAGACACUGGAUGUAGAAGAACCAAUGAAAGUUGAAGAGACAGUGCCAGCUAAAGAGGCAGUGCCAGUUGAUGUAAAAGUUCAUGUUGAAGAGACAAAUGGAGUGCCUAAAUACACAUUGUCUUUUGUGGUGACAAUGUCUGUUGAAAAGACUGUGGCAUCUAAAGGGACAGUGCCUCUUGUAAAGACCUUGCAAGCUGAAGAUACAGAGACAGUACCUGUUGAAGAGACGGCGGCAGCUGAAGAGACAGUACAUGUUGAAGAGACAGUGGCAGGUGAAGAGAUAUUGCCUGUUAAUGAUACCAUGCAAGCUGAAGAGACUAAGACAGCACCUUUCGAAGAGACCUUGCAAGCUGAAGAGACUAAGACAGCACCUUUCGAAGAGACCUUGCAAGCUGAAGAGACUAAGACAGCACCUUUCAAAGAGACCUUGCAAGCUGAAGAGACCUUGCAAGCUGAAGAGACUAAGACAGCACCUUUUGAAGAGACCUUGCAAGCUGAAGAGACCUUGCAAGCUGAAGAGACUAAGACAGCACCUUUUGAAGAGACCUUGCAAGCUGAAGAGACCUUGCAAGCUGAAGAGACUAAGACAGCACCUUUUGAAGAGACCUUGCAAGCUGAAGAGACUAAGACAGCACCUUUUGAAGAGACCUUGCAAGCUGAAGAGACCUUGCAAGCUGAAGAGACUAUGGCUGUUGGAGAGACUAUGGCUGUUGAAGAGACCUUGCAAGCUGAAGAGACAAAUGCAGUGGCUGUUGAAGAGACCUUGCAAGCUGAAGAGACUAUGGCUAUUGAAGAGACCUUGCAAGCUGAAGAGACUAUGGCUAUUGAAGAGACCUUGCAAGCUGAAGAGACAAUGGCAGUGGCUGUUGAAGAGACCUUGCAAGCUGAAGAGACUAUGGCUAUUGAAGAGACCUUGCAAGCUGAAGAGACAAAGGCAGUGGCUGUUGAAGAGACCUUGCAAGCUGAAGAGACAGAGACAAAGGCAGUGGCUGUUGAAGAGACAGGGCCAGGUGAAGAAACCCAAACCCUUCAAGAGACAGGGGUGGCCAUAGGGACAGAGACAGUCACCAAUGGGGAUGCAGCGUCCUGUGAGUCAGACCAAGCACUCACUCCAAGGAAAUCCAAGAAGAAGAAAAAGAGCAGGAAGGGAAAGGUGAGAGACACAUCAAGGGAUGGGAGGGUGAGUAAGGGUGAGGGGGAGCACCGCCCAGACCCCAACACAGCCCCUGCCCACACCCAUGCCCACAGUGGCACAGCAGGCAGUGAGACCGUAUCAGCUGAAGAGACACUGCUUGCUGAGGAGACAAAGCCUGUUGAAGAGACAAAGACCGAUGAAUCAGAACACUCCGUAAGUCCAAAGAAAUCAAAGAAGAAGAGCAGGAAGGGAAAGGUGAAGGAGGCAGCCGAGGAGGAGCGACCCAGCAAGAGUAAGGGAGACCACCAACGCACCCACACAGCCCCUGGCCACACACGCACUCUCAGUGACACAACACGCAGAGGUACAUCCGUGCAGCCACUCAUAGAACAAACUAGAGAGGAAGAAAAGAAACUAAGGAAAACUGGAAAGAAAGAAACUAGAGGAAAUGAAGAGGUUACAGCCACUCCACAAUGCACACUGCCAAACACAGAAUGGACAAAGAAAACGGAAGACAAGAAAGGUGAACUGAGGAAAACCAGACAGAUGGAAGAAAAGAACCUAAGGAAAACUGAAGAGAAAGAACCCAAAGGAACAGAAACAAAUGAAGAGGUCACGGCCACUCCACAAUGCACACUGCCAAACACAGAAUGGACAAAGAAAACGGAAGACAAGAAAGGUGAACUGAGGAAAACCAGACAGAUGGAAGAAAAGAACUUAAGGAAAACUGAAGAGAAAGAACCCAAAGGAACAGAAACAAAUGAAGAGGUCACGGCCACUCCACAAUGCACACUGCCAAACACAGAAUGGACAAAGAAAACGGAAGACAAGAAAGGUGAACUGAGGAAAACCAGACAGAUGGAAGAAAAGAACCUAAGGAAAACUGAAGAGAAAGAACCCAAAGGAACAGAAACAAAUGAAGAGGUCACGGCCACUCCUCAAUGCACACUGCCAAACACGGAAUGGACAAAGAAAACGGAAGACAAGAAAGGUGAACUGAGGAAAACCAGACAGAUGGAAGAAAAGAACCUAAGGAAAACUGGAGAGAAAGAACCCAAAGGAACAGAAACAAAUGAAGAGGUCACGGCCACUCCACAAUGCACACUGCCAAACACAGAAUGGACAGAGAAAAAGGAAGACAAAAAAGAAGAAAUAAGAAAAGCCAGAGACAUGGAACCUGGAAAAACUGAAACGAGUGCGUCCAACAUCACAGCCACACCUCAACACACCUUUACGGACCAACCAACAGACGCACAAACUCACGAGCUGGCCACUGGAGCACUCGUAGGAGGGGGUGAAGGAGUGUCUGCUUACCCCAAGGCAGAUGAGACUAUGACAUUUGAUAACACUAAGGCAGAUGAUUUUGCAACAAUGUUUGAGCUCCAGAAUCUUAUGAGGGAGCUGAGGAUAGUGACGGAGAAGAUCAAGGAAGAGAAGGGCAUUUUGAAGAGAAAGUGGGAAGAUGGGAACUAUGGGGAAGAGGGAAUGCAAGGAAAGGAGUUGAAAUUGGAUGACGGGGUACUGGAGAAGCUAGAAGAGGAACUUAAGACCGUAAAGGAAAAAGUAGUGACAAAUUGUAGGGGUGUUGAGGAUGAAGAGGAAUAUGAAAAUGCCAUAAAGGAGGAGGAGGAGCAAGACAUGAUGGGCAAGGGAGAGCAGGAAGAGGCUGGAAAGAAUGAAGAAACAGAAAAUAGAGACUUCACAGGAAAGCGACUGGCAGAAGAAGAACAGAAACAAGGAGAAUGGAAAGAGCUGAACCAGUACACAGAGUCAGUGGAAGGACAAGAGGAGGAGAAACUAUACCAAUAUGAAAAAGAGACCAGCACAUCAGAAGAAUGGAGGAAACACGAGGAGGAGGAACUAUACCAAUAUGAAAAAGAGACCAGCACAUCAGAAGAAUGGAGGAAACACAAGGAGGAGGAACUAUACCAAUAUGAAAAAGAGACCAGCACAUCAGAAGAGGAAGAGAACCACGAGGAGGAGGAACUAUACCAAUAUGAAAAAGAGAACAGCCUAUCAGAAGAGGAAGAGAACCAGGAGGAACCCGAACCAGAGGACGUGGAAAUUCAGAAUGACGAGACAACCAAUACCCAGAUCGAGAUGGAGACCACUAACCCCGGCCACCUGGAAGCCAUCGUGCGGUGUCUGGCGGCCGUGUGGACCUCCCUUGGCCAUGGGGAAGAUGCGGUGGUGGGGAGAAGGCGUGAGGGAGACAGAGUGGUGGCAAUCGAGGGUCUGCGCGGUGGGGAGGAGGCGGCAAGGGGAAGCAGGGGUGAGGAGGAGAAGCUGGGGGUGCAGGGGUGUGAUAGGGAGGUGUGUGAGGCCUUGAAGGAGGUUGUGAAGGAGUUGUACCCUGGCCCUCACCACCACCACCACCACCAUGCAACAGCCUCCCUGCACAAGCUCCUGGUGGGAUUGGAGGGGGGUGAGGGGGGUGCCAGGAUGAGGAUGAAUGUGGAUGAGUGUCUGCUGUCCAUCCUAAUCCACGUACACCACCACCUGUGUGCGAGCGCCACGGACAGGCACCCUCAUUUCCCGGGGGUGUCGAGGGCCAAGGUGCCAACGGAGGUGAGCGACACGUUCCUUGGGGUGGAGGAGAUCAGUUUCGUGUGCCCGGAGAGGGACAUCACGCUCUCCAGGUCGAGGGGAACCUUCAUCCUCUACGGCCUGACUGUGCCUCCGUCUGGGGUCCCGGGGCUAGAUGGGUGCCUGCAGGACCAGCUGCUGCGUUGCUCCCGUGGCCCCCAGGUGAAGAGGGAGUGCCCCGUGUGCCAAACCAGCCACACCUGUGAGUGCCACAUCCACCUGGCUCGCCCGCCCCCGGUGCUGCUCCUCUACCUGUGCCCACAUCAAGAGGCAUGCCCACCCUCUCCUCCCCCCACUCCUCCCUCCUCUCUCUCCUCUUCCUCCUCCUCCCUUUCCUCCUCCUCCUCCCCCUCCUGCAGCGGCCUGAAGAAGAGGAAGAGAGGAGGCAAGGGCUCGCUGACGCCCCCGUUCAUCUCAGAGAGCCUGGACUUGACGUCGCUGCUGCCCCCUGGGAGUGACAAGUGUGCACGCUACUUGCUGAGGGCCAUGGUCACCUGCGCUGGCCCUGACAUCACCACCGCCGACACUGCCAUGCCCACCGCCUACGUGAAGCACUCUGGUAACUGGUGGGUGCACGGAGGGGGCAGCACCACCACGCAGACCACCACCACGGACACUGUGCUGUACGACUCCGAGGCACGACUUCUCUUCUACGAGGCCCAAGGGGAGGCGGAGGAUAACGAGAACUCGCUUUGUUGCUCUGAUGGGGAACAUGUGACAAGGCUGUGAGACUACUGGAGCUUUUAAGGGAAGGGGAAGGGAGCAGUCAGGGAGGUAGAGGUCACUGCUAGGAGAGGCGUGCAGGCAGAGUCCUGGGCAUGCACCAUUAGUGUCCGCAAAUGAGGCAGAUCAGCUUCCCAAUUUGUGUGAUUAUCGUAUUAGUCCCGAUUCCGAGACGAAAGCGUGUACCUGAUAUAAGCAUUCUUGUGAUCCUAUCAAUUAUUAUGGCUGCAGUCCGUUCCAGUGUGUCUGUCAGAGGAUAAGCUAACCGUAUGCCAGCACUGCCGUUCCCUGACUCUUGAGUUACGAGAAAGGUGUUUGUUGGUCCUACGGUUAUAAUUGUUCUUUGUCGGAGUUGCUGCGAGGGUCUCCAUGCAUGUAUGUAUGUAUAUAAUUGUAUGUAUGUAUGUAUAUUUAGCGUUAGGCAGAGAGCAAGAUGUUAUGCCAAAGUUACAGAGUUAAGAGAUACACUUUGGUUAUUGCUGCCUGUGAGUGAAAGAUGGCUGUUUUAUUUUUAAUUUUACAUACGAGAUGUCUUUAGUUUCCUGCCCUACUUUAAGCAUUGGAAAGGUGUUAUCUUACUCCCUUCAGCACAAGAAAAUGAUAUAUCCCUCUUUGCAAUUAUUUCGCCUCAUCACAAGUUUGUAUAUAAUAGUGAUACUGAAACUAUUGAUGAAGGUGAUGUGAACCAGUGUCGACAUAAAGUCAAUCCACCUCUCGCUAAACUCGCUCAUACCACAAACUCUCCCUUCCUUGGCCAUUCCCUUGUUAUUAGUUCCGACGAUAUCAGACGGCCAGACCCCGUUCCCUAUACACGAGCUUUCAUGUAAUUACUUCUACGGGUUAAUGGCUAAAUCUGAUAUCAAUUUUCUCAAGGAUGGUGCAAACACGUCAAGGUAAAGUGAUUAGAAGGGAAGUUUGUGGAAAAUUCAAUGAAGGUGGACAACUUUUUAGAAGCUGGAGUAAGUUUUCGAGUUUAUAGAGUGAGGUUGAUGGAUAUUUUUGUCCAUUGAAUAAAAAAUGCAGUGCUGUGCCUUUAUGACCAUUUAUUCGGGGAAGUGCGUGAUCAAUGAGUGUGUUUUGGGUAUCUGGUUCAUUGGUGUGAUCGUGAACUCAACCCACCUUUAUGCACCGUCAUUAUUUUACGAGAAAUUUUUUUGGGUCGAGUCAUUAACUGAUUCAAGAAUUGCCUUAGUGUCUCGUGUGAGUUUAUUCCUACAUAGUCGCAUUUAAUAGUGUUGUCAUUUGUUGUUCUAUUCAGCAAUGUUAGUAUAAUAACCGCGUGCCUCACUUACAUAUACCACUAUGAUGAUUAUAAUACCAAUAUCGCGUUCCUGGGUGGGGCUUACGUACAGCAUUAUGUCGUGUAUGUAGGAAGUUCCUGUACUCAUUCAUUCAUUAGCACAAGGAUGAUUUUAUGUAACUACCGUUUGAUACAGGAAUACUUUUACAACUUGGAUGCUUUUUAUUUUAUUUUAUUUUAUAUUUUAAUCAUUGUGGUGUGAUGCCCAGUAAGCUCUGAAUCAUAGUUAGCUAGUGGAGCUGUCAACACUGGCCUCAUCUACCACAUGGCUGCCCAAUGCGCCACACACCAUCCCCGCUCAAGGUCACCUCUUGCCUGUAUAACCUGGUGCUGUGAUUCCCCAGGUGACCGACACACACACACACACACACACACACACACACACACACACACACACACACACACACACACACACACACACACACACGGUAUAUAUAUAUCUUUA